CUUUAUUUCUUUGAUGUCAACAAGUAGAAAACUUUAAAAUGAAUACAAUAAUUGUAUAUACAAAAUGAUGUAUACUUUGUCAAAGAGAUGUGUAAAGGCUAUAACUGGAGGUAGAAGUUGAUAAGUAAAUUCUAGAAUUAGUUGAUCAUCAAAAAUUCGCUGCAUUGAUAGGCAAAUAAUUUGGAAUAUUAACUAAAUUAGAGGAAGAGAGAUGUGUUUAAUUUAAAUUUUCAGAAUCUUUAAGAGAAUUAUCAGAAUUACUAGGAUUGUAGGGUAUAAAUUUAAAUAUUAUAGAGGAAAAUCAUGAUAUCAUAUGGAAUAAUUAAUAAAAAUAGAAAGUUCAAAUCCAGUAGUAAUCAAAACUAUUGGAACUAAAUCAUAAAAAUUAUAAUCCUGUAAAGAAUGUUUCAAAAUCAAUUGAUCAUAAAAUGUUUAAAUAAAUAGGAGGAAUUACACGUCCUGAAACAGAAUUAAAAGAAGCAAAAGAAAGUAGGGAUUUUUCUUAUGUAAAAGAAAUGAAAGAGAUAAAUUAAAAUAUUUCAAAAAAUUCUUUUUUUAUUUAGAGGAAAUAAAUAUAAACAGAAACAAAUGGAAUUUAGAAAACAUUAGAGUAGAAGGAGAGAGAAUUUUUAGAAAGAUUCAGAUAGAAAUUAGAGGAGCAUUGA
This is a messenger RNA of Paramecium sonneborni, 665 nucleotides long. NCBI's taxonomy places the organism in Eukaryota, Ciliophora, Oligohymenophorea, Peniculida, Parameciidae. The record is from the annotation of a GenBank genome assembly.